GGGCACUGCUGAGCAGCUGAGAAGGUGGCGACCUAGGUGCCAUGGGGCUGGGCCGGGUCCUGCUGUUUCUGGCCGUCGCCUUCCCUUUUGCACUCCUGGCAGCCGCCGCUGAGCCCCACAGUCUUCGUUAUAACCUCACGGUGCUGUCCCGGGAUGGAUCUGUGCAGUCAGGGUUUCUCGCUGAGGGACAUCUGGAUGGUCAGCUGUUCCUGCACUGUGACGGGCAGAAAUGCAGGACAAAGCCCCAGGGACAGUGGGCAGAAGACGUCCUGGGAGCUGAGACCAGAGACUUGACAGAGAACGGAAAGAACCUCAGGAUGACCCUGGCUCAUUUGAAGGACCAGAAAGGAGGCUUGCACUCCCUCCAGGAGAUUACGGUCUGUGAGAUCCAUGAAGACAACAGCACCAGGGGCUCCCAGCAUUUCUACUACGAUGAGGAGCUCUUCCUCUCCCAAAACCUGGAGACUCAGGAACAGACAGAGCCCCAGUCCUCCAGAGCUCAGAUCUUGGCUAUGAACGUCACGAAUUUCUGGAAGGAAGAUGCCAUGAAGACCAAGACACACUAUCGCGCUGUGCAGGCAGACUGCCUGCAGAAACUACAGCGAUAUCGAAAAUCCGGCAUAGUCCUGAGGAGAACAGUGCCCCCCAUGGUGAUUGUCACCCGCAGCGAGGCCUCAGAGGGCAACAUCACCGUGACGUGCUGGGCUUCUGGCUUCUAUCCCUGGAAUAUCACACUGACCUGGCGUCAGGAUGGAGUAUCUUUGAGCCACGACGCCCAGCAGUGGGGGGAUGUCCUGCGUGAUGAGAAUGGGACCUACCAGACCUGGGUGGCCACCAGGAUUCGCCAAGGAGAGGAGCAGAGGUUCACCUGCCACGUGGAACACAGCGGGAAUCACGGCACUCACCCUGUUCCCUUUUUUUCAGGGAAAGUGCCGGUGCUCCAGAGUCAAUGGACAGACAUUCCAUUUUUUUCUGCUGUUGCUGCUGCUGCUGCUAUUUUUGUUAUUAUUUUCUACGUCCUUUUGUGUAAGAAGAAAACAUCAGCUGCAGAGGGUCCAGAGCUCGUGAGCCUGCAGGUCCUGGAUCAACACCCAGUUGGGACAGGAGACCACAGGGAUGCUACACAGCUGGGAUUUCAGCCUCUGAUGUCAGCUCCUGGGUCCACUGGUUCCACUGAGGGUGCCUAGACUCUACAGCCAGGCGGCCGGGAUUCAACUCCCUGCCUGGAUCUCACCAGCACUUUCCCUCUGUUGCCCGACCUAUGAAACAGAGAAAAUAACAUCACUUAUUUAUUGUUGUUGGAUGCUGCAAAGUGUUAGUAGGUAUGAGGUGUUUGCUGAUCUGCCA
Molecule: messenger RNA, 1347 nt
Organism: Nomascus leucogenys (northern white-cheeked gibbon)
Lineage: Eukaryota; Metazoa; Chordata; Mammalia; Primates; Hylobatidae
Source: RefSeq, a predicted model, not a curated record